Messenger RNA from Contarinia nasturtii (swede midge), 2612 nucleotides. It is a transcript of the gene su(f), whose product is annotated as protein suppressor of forked. Lineage: Eukaryota; Metazoa; Arthropoda; Insecta; Diptera; Cecidomyiidae. Gene Ontology annotation, molecular function: protein binding; mRNA binding. Gene Ontology annotation, cellular component: nucleus. Gene Ontology annotation, biological process: mRNA 3'-end processing. The transcript has 12 exons. Bases 372 to 2516 code for a protein of 714 amino acids. The record is from RefSeq and is a predicted model, not a curated record.
UUUUAGCAUAUAUAUAUUUCGACUCUGGUGAGCUCAUUGCUACACUCGGUCGCAACACAAACACGCAAAUGCAACCAUACACCGCGUAUUAUAAGUGAGUGGAGCGCAUUGCAUUUAUCUUAAAUAAAUUCGAAUACAACGCGAAAAGAAAAUAACAAACAAACCCGAAAAAAGAAAAUACAAAAUAAGAAAAAGAGUUCAUUUUAGUGGUGAUGCGGCGUUAGUUGUCUAUGAACUUAACCUCAAAUGCAUUGUUUGUAAAUUAAUUUUUGACAUAAGCGAAAAAAGGUGUAAAAAUUGGCGAAAAAUAUAUAUUUUUCUGUAUUUUGUUGUUUUUUUUUAUUUUGAACGAAUCCAAGUGAACAUUCAACAUGAAUAUUAAGGAUCAAAUUAAAAUUGAUAUUGAAUGGGGCCAUGAAAGACUGGUGCGUGCACAACAAACUGUAGAAUUACGACCGUACGACGUCGAAGCGUGGUCAGUUUUAUUACGAGAAGCACAAAAUAGGCCGGCGAAUGAUGUUCGUUCACUGUACGAAUCGCUAGUGGCUGUUUUUCCGACCACAGCUCGUUUUUGGAAAAUUUUCAUCGAACAAGAGAUGAAAGCCCGAAACUAUGAGCGUGUGGAAAAGUUGUUUCAGAGGUGUCUCAUCAAAAUUUUGAACAUUGAUCUUUGGAAAUUGUAUUUAACAUAUGUAAAAGAGACUAAAUCCGGCUUGAGUACCCACAAAGAAAAAUUGGCGCAAGCUUAUGAUUUUGCAUUGGAAAAGAUUGGAAUGGAUUUGCAUUCAUUUUCAAUUUGGAGUGAUUAUGUGCAGUUUUUGCGAGGCGUUGAUGCGACCGGUAGUUUUGCCGAAAACCAAAAGAUCACAGCCGUACGGCGUGUAUAUCAAAAGGCCGUUCUAACGCCGAUCAUUGGCAUUGAAAUUUUGUGGAAAGAAUACAUUCAAUUCGAGCAAAACAUCAAUCCAAUAAUAUCCGAAAAAAUGAGCUUAGAACGUUCACGUGACUACAUGAAUGCACGUCGUGUGGCCAAAGAAUUGGAAGCAGUUACAAAAGGAUUGAAUCGAAAUCUACCGGCGAUUCCACCGACAUUGACCAAAGAAGAAGUGCGACAGGUUGAACUGUGGAAAAAGUACAUUGCAUUUGAAAAAUCGAAUCCAUUGCGAAGCGAGGACACCGCACUGGUUACACGACGCGUUAUGUUUGCAACGGAACAAUGUUUAUUGGUGUUAAACCAUCAUCCGGCUGUUUGGCAUCAGGCUGCACAGUAUUUAGAUCAGAGCUCAAAAUUGCUUACCGAAAAAGGAGAUGUCAAUGCGGCCAAAGCAUUUGCUGAUGAAGCCGCCAAUAUUUUAGAUCGUGCAAUUAACGGGCCAUUGUGUCGAAAUGCACUGUUGUACUUUGCCUAUGCUGACUUUGAGGAAGGUCGUAUGAAGUACGAUAAAGUACACCAAAUGUACAAUAAGUUCAUAUCGAUUCCGGAUGUUGACCCAACCUUGACCUAUGUACAGUACAUGAAAUUUGCGAGACGUGCUGAGGGCAUCAAAUCAGCUCGUACGGUGUUUAAAAAGGCUCGCGAAGAUAUUCGUUCACGUUAUCAUGUAUUUGUUGCUGCCGCGCUCAUGGAAUAUUAUUGCAGCAAAGAUAAAGAUAUUGCAUUUCGUAUAUUUGAAUUGGGUUUGAAGAAGUUUGGCGGUAAUCCUGAAUAUGUCAAAUGUUACGUUGACUAUCUAUCACAUUUGAAUGAGGAUAACAAUACCCGUGUACUGUUUGAACGUGUUCUUUCUUCUGGUGGUUUGACAUCGCAGUUAUCUGUCGACGUUUGGAAUCGCUUUUUGGAGUUUGAAUCAAAUAUCGGUGAUUUAUCGAGUAUUGUAAAAGUUGAACGUCGCCGUAGUGCCGUUUUGGAAACGCUCAAAGAUUUCGAAGGAAAAGAGACAGCACAGCUCGUUGAUCGAUAUAAGUUUUUGGACUUGUUCCCAUGUACAUCAGUUGAACUUAAAUCGAUUGGAUAUUCACCUGACACCGGCCUAUUCACAAAGCAGACAGAAGCUGAAAAUGAAGAAAUUGUAUGUCAAUUGCCUCGGCCCGAUUUUUCGCAAAUGAUACCGUACAAACCAAAAUCAAAUCCAUAUCCGUAUGAGCAUCCAUUGGGUGGUGGAACCUUUCCACAACCACCGGCUUUGGCUUUACUUUGUUCUCAAUUACCACCGCCGGUAUGCUUUCGCGGUCCGUUUGUCGCAAUUGAUUCGCUUAUUGAUGUAUUCAAUCGUAUCAAAUUGCCAGAAAAUUCACCCGUUCCGAAUGCCAGCGAUAAUGGAUGUGAUGUAAAACUAUUUGAUCUGGCCAAAUCGGUGCACUGGAUCGUCGAAGAUAGUGCGUAUUCGGGCGAAGGUUUAAAACGAAAAAUGCUGCCAGUCAAUGAUGAUAGUGACGACGAAACAACCGCAUCAAGACCACCACCAGCACAAGACAUUUAUCGAUUGAGACAACAGAAACGUUUUAAUAAGUCCUAAUUUUCAUAUUUGUAUUAGCCAAACAAAAUUGCAUACAUUCGUUAUAACAAAAAAAAAACUUAUUCAAACUUAAUAAAGACUUCAUAAAAAGAAAAU